Capronia epimyces CBS 606.96 is the source of this 789-nucleotide messenger RNA. RefSeq lists its product as uncharacterized. The transcript has 2 exons. Bases 1 to 789 code for a protein of 262 amino acids. The record is from RefSeq and is a predicted model, not a curated record. NCBI's taxonomy places the organism in Eukaryota, Fungi, Ascomycota, Eurotiomycetes, Chaetothyriales, Herpotrichiellaceae.
AUGUCAACAAAGUUGGGUCCGAUCAACUUCCUCGACCUGCCUAACUUGGUUCGCGAUAAGAUUUACGAAGCGGUCCUCGUCGUAUUGCAUCCUAUCUAUAUUUUCCAAGAGUCGAAUUCUUCGGUAGAAGCGUUUGCACCUGACAAACCUCCCCGGUGGCUUGCGCUACUACAUACCAACCGACAGAUAUCUGCCGAGGCUAGCGCGGUGCUCUACAGAGUGAAUCAUUUCGAACUGGUGGAUAUUACAAAGCCGCAAAUCAGGGUCCUACAAUCCUUUCUAAACGGCAUUGGCACCGUGAAUGCAGCUUCGAUAUCAAAUCUAAGCAUCAGCUUUCCGACAGUGAUCGGCAUAGAUGAAGAACCAGGGAAAGUGAGACUCAAGGAAGACAGCCUACAGUGUUUAAAGGUUCUCCAAGACAGGUGCACGAACUUAUCAGCACUGGAAACCGUGGUCCAUUACAGGAAUUCCGGGUUCUUUAUGAAGACGGAACACUUUCUCCGGGGAGCAUUGUCGCAAAUCGACCAGUAUCUGAAGACCAUCAACUCACUUCGGAGGAUCAUCGUCCGAUUCGAAGAGCCAAGCAGGGUUCCAACGUCUGCAGCAAAGUUGAGUGGUCACCAAAAGCAGUUGAGUGGUCAUCAAAAACAGUUGAGUGGUCAUCAAGAGAUCCUAGGAAAGGUCUUGAAAGCGCCCAAGGCUGGCGGUAAGGCGGCAGCCGUGGCCAGAUACAACGUGAAGAAUGUGGUCAAAGAGACCGAAGAUCACAGCGGAACGAAAAAGACGUAA